Messenger RNA from Linum tenue, 909 nucleotides. The record is from the annotation of a GenBank genome assembly. NCBI's taxonomy places the organism in Eukaryota, Viridiplantae, Streptophyta, Magnoliopsida, Malpighiales, Linaceae.
AUGGCGCCGGAGAACCUUCUCCGCCGCCCGCAGCCGGCAGAGAAGCUGACUCUGGGAUGCCCGGUGAUGGACCGCUGCCUAGCCGGCGGAAUCCCCUGCGAAUCCAUCACCGAAAUCGUCGCCGAAAGUGGCUCCGGCAAGACCCAACUCUGCCUACAGCUCGCCCUUCUCGCCCAGCUCCCACCCUCACUCGGCGGCCUCUCCGCCUCCUCCAUCUACCUCCACUCCGAGUUCCCUUUCCCCACUCGCCGGCUCCACCAGCUCGCCGCUCAGUUCCACGCCCACCAUCUUCAAGACCUCAUCGCCACCGGCCGCGACCAACGUUACGAUCCGAUGGAUGGCAUACUCGUGCAGAGCAUCCACACUGCCGACCAACUGCUCGACAUAAUGCCCCAGACGGAGUCUUUUCUCCAAAAUUCACAAACCCAGUUCCCCGUCAGGCUGAUCGUGAUCGACUCCAUCGCGGCAUUGUUCCGGUCUGAUUUCGAUAACACCUCGAUCGACUUGAUGAAGAGAUCUUCACUGUUUUUCAAGAUAUCCGGGAAGCUGAAGAGCUUGGCCUCGAGGUUUAGAUUAGCUGUGGUGGUGACUAAUCAGGUGGUGGAUUACGUUGGGGAUGGGAUGAACGGGUUAAAGAUUGGGAAUUUGGAGGAAUUGUAUUCUUCUGGGAGGAGGGUUUGUCCCGCUUUAGGGUUGGCUUGGUCGAAUUGUGUGAACUCAAGGCUUUUCCUUUCCAGGGAAGAAGAUGAGAAGGCGAAUAAUUGUUCGGUGGAACGAAGUGAGGAAGAUGGAGGGUUUGGUUCUCGGACGACAAGAAGAUGGCUUCAUCUUGUUUUUGCUCCACAUUUGGCUCCUUCAUCGUGCGAGUUUGUGAUCAGAAGAGAAGGCAUUUCUGGAGUUGACAGAUAA